CAGAACAUUACAGCUGGCUCCCUUGCGGGAUCGCCGGUAAAUCUGGCGAAGUCACGAAGCGCAGGAGGUGCGGAGGGAGGUAAGAGGCAUACACAAAAUUCAACGUCUACUAGUACAAGCGCCUACUAUGUUGCGCCAAUGCCGGGCGAAAGACCUAUUCCUGGAGACGACUCUCAAACCUCAUCAUUGAACUUUCCGCCCGCAACAUCGGAGGAGCCGCACUCGCCGCCACUGCCCUGGCUCAUCACGCCCAGCACCGUUCUUGCCGACGAGGAAGACGCACGAGACACUUUGUUAUACGGACUUGGUGGCGAGGAGUCAGGUCGCUCCGCUACUCCUACUGACCCAGAGCACGAUGCGGAAUUUCUUGGCGAUGAGGAUAGUGUGGUGGUUGUUCGGGAUACAGCUAAUAGCGCAAACAACACGAAAGUCGGACAGGGCAGGUUAGCAGGGACAGAAGCCCAGCAACAUCCUGCUCGACGCUUUUUCAAUCGCAGGACAUCACGGCAUCCAUCUUCCGCCUUCAGCGAAGGUAGCGCAGAUGUCCCAGUGUCGGGGAACAUGAGAUGGAAGCGACACGUAUAUGCUGAAAGUGGAUGGCCCGGCUAUGCAAAAGGGGAGAGAGCUCUACCAAAUGCAGACCUCGACGUUCUUCAGGAGGGACACGCAGCAACGACUGGGGACCUCGCCUCUUUUGACUACAACGCCCUAGAGGGAGAGAAUGCGGAACAGGAUUCGAUAACUGCUGCUGAUGUAGCAUUACAAAUAAAUGAGAAGCUUCUCGCUGAUCUUGACAUGAAAAGCAUGUUGAUCGCACCUGCGAACUCCGAUAACCGCUCUUAUCCUGUUGUGAUUGAUGGAAAGACCAUGCCGAUCACAGAGAUAAGGAAGCACUCUGCUGGUGCAAGCGGAGAAACAGAUGGUGACAUGAUUGAAGGCAAUUACACUCGCUCGGGUACCGCUAACUACAAGCAAGAACAAGUACAACACGACCAGCAUAGAAAUGCGCUUUAUGUCGAAGAUGACAAGGACAGCAACUACACGAGAUCUACCACAACAGACGGUGAAUCUGAGGGACAGAGCAUGAAUCAAAAGCGUCCAACAACAACUGACUUUGGUUAUGAUCGUGAUCAUGAUCAGACUCGUGGACGUGCAGCACCUCAGCGGCGUCACACGGAGCUGACCGGCUUGGGCGAUUCGGCUCCCUCAAGCCGUGAGCUUGGCCUUCUUGCAACCGAUUCCGACGAGAGGGAGAGCCCUAUCGUGCCGCCGCCAUCGCCACGAACUCCGAGAGCUGUGAAAACGCCGCUUCUAGUUGACCCUGCAUAUUUACCGGACUUUGCAAGGCACCCGCAUCCGAGGUUGGCUUGA
Molecule: messenger RNA, 1371 nt
Organism: Amoebophrya sp. A25
Lineage: Eukaryota; Dinophyceae; Syndiniales; Amoebophryaceae
Source: the annotation of a GenBank genome assembly